This is a messenger RNA of Rotaria sordida, 2433 nucleotides long. The record is from the annotation of a GenBank genome assembly. NCBI's taxonomy places the organism in Eukaryota, Metazoa, Rotifera, Eurotatoria, Philodinida, Philodinidae.
AUGCCGGAAAAAAAACGAUCAGCAAGUAGUGGUAAUGCAAAUAAUGUUAAAGUUGUUGUUCGAUGUCGACCGAUGAGUGAUAAAGAAUUGGAUAAUGAUCGUCGAUCAGUUGUUUAUGUAAAUGAAACAACAGGUACUAUUGAUGUUCGACCACCACAUAGCACGAGUGAUGAUACGAGUAAAACGUUUACAUUCGAUUAUGUAUUCGGACCAGAUUCACAACAAGUUGUUAUUUAUAAUUUGGUUGCUCGUCCAAUUGUUGAUGCUGUACUUGAAGGUUAUAAUGGCACAAUAUUUGCCUAUGGACAAACAGGCACUGGUAAAACAUUUACAAUGGAAGGAAAAAAAGAUGAUAAUAAAAAUUAUGGUAUUAUUCCAAAUUCAUUUGCACAUGUUUUUCUUGAAAUUUCAAAAGCUUCGAAAGAUGUUGGAUAUUUGGUUAAUAUUUCAUAUCUUGAAAUUUAUAAUGAAGAAAUUCGUGAUUUACUUGGUAAAGAUCGUGAUAAAAGUUUAGAAAUUAAAGAACGACCAAAUGUUGGUGUUUAUGCUGAUGGUUUAUCAGCUCAUGCAUGUCAUUCUGCAACAGAAAUAGAAUUAUUAAUGCGUUCUGGUAGUUAUAAUCGUCAUACGGGUCAAACUCUUAUGAAUGAACGUAGUAGUCGAUCUCAUGCUAUAUUUACAAUUACAAUUGAAUGUAGUGAUACUGGUCCUGAUGGUGGAAAACGUAUUCGUGUUGGUAAAUUACAUAUGGUUGAUUUAGCGGGUAGUGAACGUCAAUCAAAAUCGGGUGCUGAAGGAAGCACAUUAAAAGAAGCAACAAAAAUUAAUUUAUCAUUAUCAACAUUAGGCAAUGUUAUAUCAGCAUUAGUUGAUGGAAAAUCAACACAUAUACCAUAUCGAAAUUCCAAAUUAACUCGUCUUUUACAAGAUUCAUUAGGUGGAAAUUCAAAAACAGCAAUGAUUGCGAACAUUGGUCCAGCUGACUACAACUAUGAGGAAUCUUUAAGUACACUCAGAUAUGCAAAUCGAGCUAAAAAUAUCAAAAAUCAUGCACGUAUUAAUGAAGAUCCUAAAGAUGCUAUGAUAAGAAAUUUAGAAAAUGAAAUUGAACGUUUACGUAAACAAGUUGAAGAAGGUGGUGGUGAUGGUGAUGAAGGAUCAGGUUCUGAUAUAAGUGAAAUUGAUGAACAUGGACAACGUAUUGUACGUAAACGUCCAUUACGUGUUCGUCAAGAACGUAAAGAAGAAAUUGAACGUGAAAUUGAAAUUGAACGAAGAAAAUUACAAGAUGAUACAGAAAAAUCACAAAAAGAACGAGAUAAAAUUGCUCGAGCACUUUUAGAAAAACAAGACGAACUCCUAGCAAUUAAAGAAAAAGAUGAUCUUCAACAAAAACUUCGACAAUUAGAACGAAAAUUAAUUGUUGGUGGUGAAAAUUUACUUGAUAAAGCUCAAAAACAAGCACAAUUAUUAGAAGAAAGUGAACGAGAAUUAGAAGCACGUAUGCAAAAUGAAGAACAAUUAAGAAAACAACUUCAACAAAAAGAGGCUGAAACACUUGAUGUUCAAGUAAAAUAUACAACAUUAAAAGAAGAAGCUGAAGAUUUAACAAGAAAAUUAAAAAUUUUCGGAAAAAAAUAUCAAGAAACAAAACGAGAAUUAAUAGAUCUUGAAAAUGAAAAUCUUCAGAAACGUACAGAAUUAAUUGAAGCUAAUUCACAAGCAUUUCGUGAAUUACAAAAACAAGAAUUUAUUAUUGGAAGUUAUAUACCUGAAGAAUAUCUCAAACUUAUUCAACAGAAUGCUGUAUGGAAUGAACAAUUUGGAGAAUGGAGUCUUAAAUCAAUUGCAUAUACUGGAAAUAAUAUUAAAAAUAAAGAAAAAUCAAAACAAGAUCAAAAUGAUGAUUUAAAUUUAACUCAUGUCUAUUUAGCAUAUACAGCUAAAGGUGCUGAAAAAGCUAUGCGAGAUUUUAUGGAUAGAAAGAAAAAAAAAAGCGUUAAAGAAAAGAAAAAAAAAACACCAAAAGAAACAAAUGAUGAUCGUCCAACCACAGCAUCAUUUAUUUAUUGUAUAACAAAUUUCAGAUUAAUUUUUAUAAUGAGUUCAAAUACAGUUGAUAUUGGUUCAAAAUCAGGCAAAUUUAAAUAUAUUUUAGUUCAACAAGGACAAAAAUAUAUUCUUCGUGGUGAUUCUAGUUUGGAAUAUCAUGAUCAAAUUUUUGAUAAAUUAAAAAAGGAUGUUGGAGAAAAAACAUCAAGUGAAUUAAAAGUUUUAGGAGGAGGAAAAAUUCAAGCUGAUUUCGACAAAAAACAAAUCAAUGUAUUCGGCGAUUCUCAAUCAUAUGGUGCUGCUGAUCAUGCCAAAGCGAAAUCAAUACUUCAAGAAAAAUAUCCUGAUUUUAAUAUUUCAACUGACAAACCAGCUGAUUAG